Messenger RNA from Triticum aestivum (bread wheat), 496 nucleotides. RefSeq lists its product as uncharacterized. Bases 12 to 434 code for a protein of 140 amino acids. The transcript has 2 exons. Lineage: Eukaryota; Viridiplantae; Streptophyta; Magnoliopsida; Poales; Poaceae. The record is from RefSeq and is a predicted model, not a curated record.
ACCAAAGCCCGAUGGCCAUCAUCAAGCAGUCCCUCAUUGUCCUAGUGCUGCUCAUAUGCGGAGCAGGCGGCUCCACCACACCGGCGCCGGCGCCGGCGCUGCUGACGCAGGACAAUCUGUGUGUCGGCACAAGCACGUCCAACGAAGACCUGGCCUGCGUCGCCAACGUCGCACUCGGGUGCUUCGCCGAGAAUGCCGUCACCAACGAGGCUACCUUCACGCCAUGCUUCGUCCUCGCCGCCGGCAGGGAAUGCUUGGCCAAGGAUAAGGAGGAGCCCAACAAGGAGCACUGCAUCGGCCUAGAGAUCAGCAAGCAGCUGCUGCCAUGCCUUGGAGAUAGCGCCUGGACCUGCUACAACAGCAUCACGGGGUACAUCCCUCCCGUCUUCAUCGCGUGCUUCCAAGGCAGAGCCCUCAUUUGCAACCCACAGUGAUCGUUGUCAGGAUUUUCAUCCCAUCAGCUGCACCAUGAUCAACUGCUUGCUUGCCGACAAUA